This is a messenger RNA of Gongylonema pulchrum, 787 nucleotides long. NCBI's taxonomy places the organism in Eukaryota, Metazoa, Nematoda, Chromadorea, Rhabditida, Gongylonematidae. The record is from the annotation of a GenBank genome assembly.
UUGUUGACUCAACAUGCUUUAGCUAUUCUACUUCAAAAACGUCUUAAAUUGUUCAUUUUUUUUUAAGAUAAAACAAAGUGAUCAGGAUGAUGCGGCAGUAUUGGCCAAGUUAAAAGAGGAUGCCAAAAAAGAAGAGUCCGGUGAAGCUUCGUCCUCAUCAUCGUCAUCAUCGAAGGUACAAAUGCGGUCGGUUUGGCGGUAUUUGGUGCGAUUUGCAGCUCCUUCAACGGCAUGUUUAGUGCUGUCGCGUACCUAUUGCACCGGGGGAGGUAGUGGACGGCCGCAAAUGUUUCAGCUUGAGCACAUAAGGAAAAGGCUGGAAAUUACUGCACCCCAAUUCUUUCGGCAGCAGCCCGACUAUACAUUUUAUAGGCCUAAUGUGGAAUACAGGGAUGAAAUAUUUCAGGCCAAUUUUGUAGGCCGCGAGAAACUUAUGGCUUAUUUUGGUGCAAUCAGUGUUAUUUGUCAGUUCUGCUAUCCACACGUCGAAAUGGAGGCUAGUCUUUUGAAGCACUGUCUAUGGCUUAUUUGUCUUGUGCUGAGUAUAUUACCAGUUUCGGAAGAUGGAACAGUGCGAUUGAGGUGGCGAGUGAAAUAUGUUUCACUGAUACGAGCAAUCUUAGAUCCAAAACUUUUCAAAUAUGACAAUCGUAUAAAAAAGACCAUGGAAGAUGAAGAUCGACAAGCUGCGCCGAACAAUCGGCUAGCGAACUUAGCCGAGAAGGUCGGAGUGCUCCCAAAAGGUGCCACUGUGAUGUUUGAUUGGCCGACAUCACGAAUUGUAUAA